AUGGGUGCUGUUGGUCCCACAAGAAUUGAAGUUCUACAUCUUUAUAAACAGUUAAUUAAAAAUUCGAGACUAUUCAAUGAUUAUAACUUUAGAGAGUUUUUCCUAAGAAGGUCAAGAGAAUCAUUCAAAGCAAAUAAACAUCUAAAUGAUUCACAGGCAAUUAUAGAUUGCUAUAAUAGGGGAUUAGAAGAUUUGAGUGUUCUAAAGAGACAGUCCAUUAUUUCACAAUUAUAUACUUUUGAUAAGUUAGUGGUGGAACCAUUGAAGGGCUCAAGAUAG
Tetrapisispora phaffii CBS 4417 is the source of this 279-nucleotide messenger RNA. RefSeq names its product Isd11p (gene ISD11). Gene Ontology annotation, biological process: iron-sulfur cluster assembly. NCBI's taxonomy places the organism in Eukaryota, Fungi, Ascomycota, Saccharomycetes, Saccharomycetales, Saccharomycetaceae. The transcript has a single exon. Gene Ontology annotation, cellular component: L-cysteine desulfurase complex; mitochondrion. The record is from RefSeq and is a predicted model, not a curated record. Bases 1 to 279 code for a protein of 92 amino acids.